AUGAGUGGUAAACAGUUGAAGCUCGAUGCAUUUCUGCGUCCACGCCCCAAGAUCCCUCCAACUGAACCCACGCCUGUUCAAAUUCAAACGCCUCCGCAAGUCAUGGAGGUGUAUCCGAAGCUUGAGGAGAAUCAUUCUUUUCCAGACGAUAGCAUGGACAGUGAUUCAGACGUGCCAUUGACUCGUCGACGCAAAAAGGCGCGACCGCUCAUGCUCGACGACGAUGAAGAGCCAACAAAUGCAUCUUCUCCAAGAACCACCGAAGAACCACCUUCACCACAACAACCGGAUACUGUAAUGGAACCUGCCAGCCCUUCUCGCCCCCGAAGACUGAAGAAAAAGGCCCCUGAUGCAGAUGAACCACCAGCAACACAGGAUAGCAUACAAGAAGAGCUGGAUUUUCUCAAUUCCAACGAUGUUCUGGAAGAGCGAACACGAGGUAGAAAGCAGUCAUCCUACAGCUUGGCCUUGCAGAAACUGAAAAAUCGUAAACUGGCGCUCGAUGAAUUUGAUAAUGGUGCAGAAGGGCCUAUGGACCGCUAUCAUUCAACUCGCACUAUCGACCCUUCAGAUGAAGAUGAAGAUGACAUGAUAUGGCGCGAAGACGCAGUUGCAGAAGACGAAGAAGACGAGGCAGAUGAAGAUGAUAACUUUAUCGUGGAUGAUGAUACCAUUGACGGACAGAAAGUGUUUCGAAAUGAGAGCACUGCAGUGAUGCUGGAGACUAUGAUGCCAGCGGAGUUCAGUUCAGCACGAGUGCAAACAUUCUCGUAUCACUUCAAAAUCUACAUCGAGUGUUUGGUGAAUUUGACAAAAACGCCAGAUUUUGCAGAAACGGAAAAUGUGUCCUACUUUCAGUUAGCAACGCGCGUUGUUGAGCAACGUGUGAAAGGAUACCAAAACUCCCUCUUAACGAGUGAUGCAUGGCUUCCUGAAUUUAAGGAGGCGCUGGAUCAUUAUCCUGUAUGGACCAGAGGUAAUGCUGAUGUCAAUCCGCCCAAUGUUUCUUGUGAAGGUUGCCGAACAAACAAACCUGCAAGUCGUAUUGCCAUUUUAUCACAUGAUGUCAGUCACCACGAUGAUGAGGCAAACAAUGGCCAAGGCAAAGACGAUGACGACGAUGAGACUGAAAGUGAUCGAAUAUCCUUCUCUCUGGGACGAAGUUGCUACCGACGAGCGCAUGUGUACCACAGACUCCAUCAUUUUCGAACUCAUAUGAAGAAUAGAGUUGCAGAUGAAAUCGAGGCCAUUUAUCGUCAGCGCCAAACCACAGAUAGUAAUUCGGAUCUAUGGCUUGUUGAAGAUCUCAACGGAACAUUACUCAAAUCAGGGUUUGUCGACGAGGCAUAUCAUGAAGUCCUGGAGUUAUUCGAAGAAGCCGAUGCAUGCUACCUGAACAAUGGCAGAAAGUUGAAUAAUCAUCGAGGCUCCGAGACAGAUAGCGACUAG
Molecule: messenger RNA, 1449 nt
Organism: Radiomyces spectabilis
Lineage: Eukaryota; Fungi; Mucoromycota; Mucoromycetes; Mucorales; Radiomycetaceae
Exons: 9
Coding region: 1-1449 (482 amino acids)
Cellular component (GO): nucleus
Source: RefSeq, a predicted model, not a curated record